Penicillium macrosclerotiorum is the source of this 1404-nucleotide messenger RNA. RefSeq names its product GPI-anchored transamidase subunit GAB1. Lineage: Eukaryota; Fungi; Ascomycota; Eurotiomycetes; Eurotiales; Aspergillaceae. Gene Ontology annotation, biological process: protein localization to cell surface; attachment of GPI anchor to protein. The transcript is spliced from 5 exons. The record is from RefSeq and is a predicted model, not a curated record. Gene Ontology annotation, cellular component: membrane; GPI-anchor transamidase complex. Bases 1 to 1404 code for a protein of 467 amino acids.
AUGGGCGCGUGUGGUCCGUGCGUUGCGGGCGACCGUGGUUCCUCCGCCGGCCGACUAAGGGACAGCUGGAGCAACUGGCACAACAGACCAGACCGACGGGCUUCCACUUUCAUCUGCCCUGCCCAGACAGCCAUGACGGUGGACCGAAGGAAGGUCGUCGUGUUUGGCGCGGCAUUCGUGUUGCGCCUGCUGCUGAUAUGCCUGUUCCCUGCUUUGCCGGACUUGCUCACUGGCCGGGUCGAGGUGUCGACCCCGGUCAACAGCUUCAAGCGAUUGCAGGAAGGACUUUACCUCUACAUUCGAAAUGUAUCACCGUAUGACGGGGGUGUCUUCCACCAGGCUCCUCUUCUCCUCCCCGUAUUCGCGCUGUUCUCCGACGUCAAGGCCAAUCCGUUCCCUACCGCAAUUUUCUAUUUCUUAGUCGAUUUGGUUAAUGCUCAUGCAUUGGCCACUAUCUCCGAGUCAGGCCAAUCAAUCCAGAGCCGUCUCCACUCGGCCAUUCGGAAGCAUAUUCGAUGGGAUGGAGUCUCUACUGCCGCCUGGUACCUCUUCAACCCCUUCACGAUUGCUACAUGUCUGGCACGAUCAACGAGCGUAUUCACUACGACAGGCAUUCUCUUCGCAAUCUCGAAUGCUGUCGAUGGAAACAGCUUCAAUGCAAUGCUCGCUCUUGCCUUCGCCUCCUAUCUAUCCCUCUACCCCGCGCUGCUAUUUGUCCCCUUGAUCCUGCUCUGCUACGACCAGCGAGUUCAAGGGACAGGCUCACAGUCAAACAUCAUCCUCUUCAUCUUACAACAUGGCGGCAUCCUGGUUGCUAGCGUCUCGGGACUACUUGGUCUCUCUUUCCUGAUCACUGGAAGCUUCUGGGAAUAUGUCUCUGCAACUUAUGGAUUCCACCUUCUUGUGCCGGACCUGACCCCCAACGUGGGUCUGUGGUGGUACUUUUUCAUUGAGAUGUUUGACUCCUUCCGUGGAUUCUUCCUUGGCGUAUUUUGGCUUCAUUUGGCCAGCUAUGUGGGAGGCAUGACUGCCCGCUUGCGUCGGCAGCCUUUGUUUGUCAUCACGUCGCUCCUAGGCGUGUUUGCUAUUUUCAAGCCAUACCCCAGCAUCUCUGAUGCAUCCUUGUACUUUGCAGUGCUCCCAUUAUACCGCCAUCUCUUUCCACUGAUGCGCUACACUUUCUUCGCCAUCUCGGCCAUCUUAUAUUCCAGUCUGUUGGGUCCUGCCUUUUAUCACCUGUGGAUUUAUGCAGGGUCCGGCAACGCCAACUUUUUCUACGCCAUCACUCUCGUCUGGAGCUUAGGUUUGUCUAUUCUCCUAGCCGACAGCAUCUUUGCCGCGCUCCGGGAUGAAUGGGAGCAGGACCACCCUGAAGCCAAGGGCCAAGAAGUGAAGCAGGUCUAA